AUGGACGUCGGGAUUAUCGGAGUAGCCGUGAAUCAUGAUGAAGGACCAUGGGCGUAUGUUCAAAGAAGCCCUAGGUCGGUCCUUUCCGCCGCCGACAUUGACCUCUUUAUGUUGGACAAAGUGGCACCUUAUAAGUACAUUACUGGAGGUGUUUCAUUUGUUCCAAGCAUUCCAAGGAAUUCA
Messenger RNA from Penicillium odoratum, 183 nucleotides. RefSeq names its product 4-coumarate-CoA ligase 1. Lineage: Eukaryota; Fungi; Ascomycota; Eurotiomycetes; Eurotiales; Aspergillaceae. The annotation marks the transcript as partial. The record is from RefSeq and is a predicted model, not a curated record. The transcript is spliced from 2 exons.